AUGGCGACAGCUUGGAAUCCUGAGAACAUAACAGACGUCGCAGAAUCAGUCGGCAUAAACCAUCUCAAGCCGGAAGUUCGAAAUGCCCUUUCACGCGACGUGGAAUACCGGCUCGCGCAGGUGAUCGAGGAGGCUCUCAAGUUCAUGAAACAUGCCAAACGAACAAUACUCUGGUCGCAAGACAUAGCGCAAGCUCUUCGAGUACUCGACGUUGAACCCCUGUAUGGUUACGAUUCUACUCGGCCACUGAGAUAUGGAGAGGCGUCGAUUGGGCCUGGCCAGCCGCUAUUCUACGUGGAGGACGAGGAGGUGGAUUUUGAGAAGUUGAUCAAUGCUCCUUUACCCAAAGUUCCGAGGGAGAUAUCGCUUACUGGUCAUUGGCUUGCGCUGGAAGGUGUGCAACCAUCGAUACCUCAAAAUCCUACCUCACUUGACUCCCGAAACCUCGAGCUCCUGCAAAAAGGACCGAAUGCGAACCCGAAUCUAGCUGCGAUGAACAGUAUUGAGAACACUACUACCAAACCACAUGUCAAGCACAUCCUGUCGCAGGAACUACAACUAUACUUUGAGAAGGUUUGCAAAGCGGUAUUGGACGAACAGCAGGAUGAAUACCGUUCAGCCGGAUUGGCGAGUCUACAGAAUGAUCCUGGUCUGCAUCAGCUGGUCCCUUAUUUCGUGCAGUUCGUCGCAGAGAAAGUCACGCAUAAUCUGAAAGACCUAUUCGUGCUGACACAGAUGAUGCACGUGACCGAUGCGCUGGUCCGCAAUCCACAUCUGCAUAUUGAACCAUACGUGGCCUCUAUGGUCCCCUCCGUUCUUACCUGCCUCAUCGGACGCACUCUUGGGAGCGGCAUCGGCUCGUUAGACCACUUCGAUCUUAGGGACUUAGCUGCCUCGCUUCUUGCGCACCUUUGUCGAAAAUACUCAAAAUCUUCCAAGACCUUGAAACCAAGACUAGCAAGAUCGUGUCUGAAGAAUUUUCUGGAUCCGAAGAAACCUUUCGGCACUCAUUAUGGGGCCAUCCUUGGUCUGAGUGCUGCUGGAGGACCGGAUGCUGUCCGUGUUCUCAUAGUGCCAAAUCUGGAAGAGUAUGAAACCCUGAUCCGGGACGAGAUAGCAUCCAGUGGUACGCGACAGGCAGAGGCCGAGAAAGUCGUUGCUGCUAUCCUCAACGUGCUCGGAACUCUGGUGGAGGAUGGCAUGCCCAUGACGAAUGGCCACACAGACGAAGGAGUGGCAGAGAUCAGACGAAAGCUGAUUGAGAAUGUUGGUGACCUCAUUGGCAGUAGGAUUGCUGAUUCAGGUCAUAUUCAACUGGCCAAGGAAGUCUUGGAUUGUUUUAGGACCUAA
Messenger RNA from Endocarpon pusillum Z07020, 1350 nucleotides. Its product is annotated as Transcription initiation factor TFIID subunit 6. The transcript has 3 exons. Gene Ontology annotation, molecular function: protein heterodimerization activity; RNA polymerase II general transcription initiation factor activity; transcription coactivator activity. Bases 1 to 1350 code for a protein of 449 amino acids. Gene Ontology annotation, cellular component: SLIK (SAGA-like) complex; SAGA complex; transcription factor TFIID complex. The record is from RefSeq and is a predicted model, not a curated record. Lineage: Eukaryota; Fungi; Ascomycota; Eurotiomycetes; Verrucariales; Verrucariaceae. Gene Ontology annotation, biological process: transcription initiation at RNA polymerase II promoter; RNA polymerase II preinitiation complex assembly.